Juglans microcarpa x Juglans regia is the source of this 711-nucleotide messenger RNA. RefSeq lists its product as uncharacterized. The transcript has a single exon. The record is from RefSeq and is a predicted model, not a curated record. Lineage: Eukaryota; Viridiplantae; Streptophyta; Magnoliopsida; Fagales; Juglandaceae. Bases 1 to 711 code for a protein of 236 amino acids.
AUGAAGGAACUGAGUAGGAUGCUAUCAGUUGUGGUUAGCAAUGGUUUUAUGGCUGGAUUUUCAGUGGAUGAUCCAAAUAGGGGCCUUACCUUGGUUUCACACUUACUAUUUGUAGAUGACACACUUAUUUUCUACGAGGCAGAGCAAGACCAACUUAGGGCACUGAAGGAGCUUCUUCUUUGCUUCGAAGCAACAUUAGGUUUGAGAGUGAACUUCGAUAAAUCAGAAUUAGUGCCAGAUGGGAACAUCAGUACUACUCGGCAAUUGGCUAGCACACUCGGGUGUAAGGUCACUUCUCUUCCUAUGGCAUAUUUGGGAUUACCGUUGGGGGCUGUAUCACGGGCCUUAUCUAUUUGGGAUGCAGUUAUUGAGAAAAUAGAACGAAGAUUGGCAUGGUGGAAGAGAUUAUAUUUGUCGAAAGGAGGUCGGGUGAAUCUUAUCAAAAGUACCCUCUCUAACUUACCAACUUACUUUCUGUCUGUUUUUCCAAUCCCAGCUUGCGUGGCGGCACGGAUCAAAAAACUCUAUCGUGAUUUCUUAUGGAGUGGGAUGGAGGAUGAUUUCAAGUUUCACCUAGUCAGCUGGGACAAGGUGUGCAAACCAAUUCUAUCAGGUGGGCUGGGGAUAAAGAACUUGAAAACGUUUAAUCGGGCACUUCUUGGGAAAUGGCUUUGGAGAUACAUAUGGAACCGGAAACUCUCUGGAAAUUAG